Acanthosepion pharaonis is the source of this 852-nucleotide messenger RNA. The record is from the annotation of a GenBank genome assembly. NCBI's taxonomy places the organism in Eukaryota, Metazoa, Mollusca, Cephalopoda, Sepiida, Sepiidae.
AUGCAGUAUUUCUUCGUCUCCAUUAUACCUCAUUUUUUUCAUAUCUAUUUAACUAUAUAUCGAUGUAUCUUCCCUGUCCAUUUUUGUUUCAUCUAUCUAUUCAUUCAUCUUCAUCUAUCUAUCUAUCUCAUCUAUCCUACACUCGUCCAUCUCUAUCUAUCUUUGUUCUAUCUAUCUAUCUAUCUAUCCCACAUCUCAUCUAUCUAUUCAUCUAUCUAUCUAUCUAUCUAUCAUCUAUCCCACACUCUCAUUAUCUCGUCUAUUAUCUAUCUAUCUAUCUAUCUAUCUAUCUAUCUAUCUAUCUAUCCUAUCAUUAUCUAUCUAUCUAUCUAUCUAUCUAUCUAUCUAUCUAUCUAUCCUACACUCGUCAUUAUCUAUCUAUCUAUCUAUCUAUCUAUCUAUCAUCAUCUAUCUAUCCCAUACUCUGUUUCUAUCUAUCUAUCUAUCUAUCUAUCUAUCUAUCUAUCUAAGUCCCAUCAUCUAUGCAUCUAUCUCAAAUUAUCCCACACUAUCAUAUCAAAAAUCUAUCUAUCUACCUAUUUGUCUGUCCAUUAUCUAUCAUUAUCUGUCUAUUUAUAUCUACCUAUCUAUCUUUCUAAGUCCCAUGAUCUCAAAUUAUUAUCUAUCUAUCUACCUAUUUGUCUGUCCAUUAUCUAUCUAUCUAUUUAUAUCUAUAUCUUAUCUGUCUGUCUAUCUAUCUAUCUAUCUAUCUACCUAUCUAUCUAUCUAUCUAUGCAUAUUCAAUAUCUAUCUAUCUAUCUAUCUAUCUAUCUAUCUAUCUAUCUAUCUGUAUUCAUAUCUAGGCAUGGUUCUCAGUCUGCUAUUGGCUAUCUAUCUAUGUCAGAAAAGUAG